AUGACUGAUAUUCCUUUCCCCGGUGGAGCGGGAGCUCGAGCUCCAACAUACGGGAGUGGCAGUGGAAGUGGAACUAGUAGCAUCUCCCCCGGCCCACCACGCCGCUUCUCCUACGCCUCCGUCUUGUCGGGCACCGCUAUCUCCCCUCCGAUCUCAGGCUCCUUGACCAACCUCCUCCACGAUUCUAACUUAUCCUACCCAUCUGCAACCUCCUCCAACCCUCACCCUCACCACGACGGCCGUCCACAUCGGCCACUAUCCGGCCUGGAUGCCGCAGACAUGCACAUGAACUCCGCUUGGAGGAACAUGACGUCCUCAGAUGCCCUGCCCACCUUCUCCCGCAAAUAUGCCAGUCUGCGACCCGUAGACUUUCCCUCAUCCUUCGCCCUCCCUCCUGAUGCUUCCCCUUCCUUCUUCACCCCCUCCUACCUCCGUGACUCCCGCUACGUCUCCCGCCUCGACGCCGCCCACCGAGCAAAGCUACUAGCUCAACAACGUGAGGCCUCAGCUAUCACGACCUCCACCUCGAACAACAACCCCCAACAACCCCUCUCCACAUCAUCCAGCAAUGUCCACUUACCACGCAUGGCACCCUCGCACCGCGGGAUGACCUAUGAUAUCAUCGAGAAGGAACCGCCAACAGCAACCGAUACCCCGAUGCCCCUACCAACACAGUGGGGUGUAGACGAUCGCCACGACAUCCUCGAAAUAUCCAGCGACGGGCUCGAAGUGCGCUACACAGGACCACAGCAUAAGACAAACGACCACGAAGCCGCCGCCCUACGAGCCGACAACCCGAUGCCGCCCCAAUGCGGCAUCUACUACUUCGAGAUCAAAAUCGAGUCAAAGCCGAAGGAAGGCGGCAGCGGCAGCGGCAGUAACACCAACACCUCCUCGUCCUCGGGCGCAAGUGGAAUCCGUACUGAUCUCGGCUCUUGUUGCAGGAUGGUAGCGAUCGGGCUCUCAAGUCCCAAAGCCUCGAUCGAGCGUCUACCCGGCUGGGAAACCGAAUCAUGGGCCUACCACGGCGAUGACGGGAAGUCCUUUUUUGGCGAAUCGCAGGGCCAGGGUCGGAGUUAUGGGCCGACUUAUGGCGUUGGUGAUACGGUCGGGUGUGGGGUGAAUUUCUCAACUCGCUCUGCGUUUUUUACCAAGAAUGGCGUGUUUUUGGGAACGGCGUUCUCUGGGUUGCCGGAGAUUCAACUUUUUCCUUCGGUUGGGAUGAAACGGCAGCCUCCUGUUUGUUUGAAGACGAAUUUUGGUCAGGAGCCGUUUGUUUUUGAUAUUGAUGGGAUGGUUAAGCACGAGCGAGCAUCAAUCCAAGCAGAAAUUAACACCACAAGCACGGAUACCCUCCAACCACCCCUCGACGAAUCAUCACUUCUGCAAGAAUUGGUGGCCCAAUUCCUAGCCCAUGACGGCUAUGUCGAGACCGCACAUGCAUUCGCGCAAGAAGUGGCUACGGAAACUGCAGCGUUGCAAAGCGGACAUGGUGCGCCGCUGAAGAAAUAUGAGGUCGAAGAAGAUCAUCAUGCGGUUCAUCGGAAUAAAAUCCGCGCCGCAAUCUUAGACGGCGACAUCGACAAAGCCCUAAAGCACACAAACGCAUACUACGCCGACGUCCUAAAAGAGCACCCACAGAUCCACUUCAAGCUUCGCUGCCGCAAAUUCAUAGAAAUGAUGCGCAAAUCGCAAGAGCUGCUCCUCUCAGCAUCCAGCCCAGUAUCAGCAUCCAAGCGCCGUCGCUCAACCUCGCCCGGUUUAGACGAGCACGCCGUCUUCGGCCAGGAAAUGGAACUUGAUGAUGGCGGGUGGGAUGAUGGGAUGGGCAUGGAUACAGAAGACCAAAGUCAAAGUCCCAGUCCCAAGACGAACGAAAGGAACGAACGGAAUGAACGGUUUAAUGAACUUCUUACCGAAGCCGUGGAGUAUGGGCAGCAGUUACGACUUGACUAUCAUCAAUCUGGCGAUGACGGUCUUGAUCUUAAGAUGCUUGAUGAGGUUUUUUCUUUAGUUUGUUAUCCUGAUCCGAAGGGGUCGCCGCAUGGUCAUUACCUUGAUCCUGAGGGGCGGGAUGCUGUUGCUGAGGAGUUGAAUUCGGCUAUUCUUGUCUCGCUAGGCAAAAACUCCGAAGCAGCUCUAGAGAGGCUUUAUCAACAGACCGAAGUGCUAGUCAAUGAAAUCAGCGAGGGCGGCGCUGGGGCGUUUAUCAAUGUUCGGAAUGAUCUUUUGCUAUGA
Messenger RNA from Penicillium waksmanii, 2238 nucleotides. RefSeq lists its product as uncharacterized. The coding region runs from base 1 to 2238 and encodes 745 amino acids. Lineage: Eukaryota; Fungi; Ascomycota; Eurotiomycetes; Eurotiales; Aspergillaceae. Gene Ontology annotation, molecular function: protein binding. The transcript is spliced from 5 exons. The record is from RefSeq and is a predicted model, not a curated record. Gene Ontology annotation, biological process: cytoskeleton organization; cell surface receptor signaling pathway. Gene Ontology annotation, cellular component: cytoplasm.